CUAAGGCAACGUAGUCCGUUACAUGCUUACGUGUUGCGCUCUCGUCGUCACAACGAUAGGGAUAAGCAUAGAUAAGAAUAUCGCCCAUGUUUUCCCAUUUGCUAACGCGUUAUCUCACACAGUGACAACUGGCAGAGAACCGUUCAGUCAACACCCUCGCUUUCGUCCAAUGAGCUGCUUCGUAGUCGGAGCGGGCGAGUGAGAGAGAGAGAGAGGUGCAUUCGGCGCUCAGUUCGGUACCUCGGCUUUGGGACACAAAUCAGCUGAUUACCCAUGUUUUGUUUUGAUUGAGCAUUUAAAUUGGUUAAUGCAAAAUCUAAAAAACAGAGUCACUCAUAAGUACAGAAAAUCGCUGUGACAUGGUCGUCUCUGAAGAAUUUCGUCGCCUUAAAGGCAGUCACUAUUUGGAUCAUGCGGCUGCCACUCUUUAUUCAGAACUACAAAUGCAAAACAUCAUGCAAGAUUUCUGUAGUUCGGUGUAUGGAAAUCCUCACUCCCUGAGCACAACAUGCAAAUACACUAAUGAUAUUGUAGAUCAAAUUCGCUACAGAGUCCUACAGCAUUUUAACACCAACAUGGAUGAAUAUGACAUUAUAUUUACCUCUGGUGCCACUCAUGCUGUCAAACUUCUAGCAGAAAGUUUCAACUUUGGGUCUGACAAAAAGGGAGUUUUUGUUUAUGCACAAGAGAAUCAUACAUCUGUUAUUGGCAUGAGGGAAGUUGUUGCUGAUAGAAGCUCAUCAGUAUUGAAUCUGUCUUUGAAAGCACUAGAGAAGACAUUUUCCGAGGAGAAUUGUAGAAGAAGCAUUGAGGCAAACAGCAACUCUGAUGGUACAAAUUCACUCUUUGCCAUAUCUGGCCAAUGCAAUUUUUCUGGAGCAAAGACACCUUUGCAUUGGGUGAAAAUGGCCCAAUGUGGAACAUUAAACAAUGUUGCAGGUAUACAGUCCAAUUGGGCUUGCCUUCUUGAUGCUGCAUCACUUGUAGGGACCAGCCCCUUGGACUUAUCACUUUGCCAACCAGACUUUGUCUCAAUAUCCUUUUACAAAAUGUUUGGGUACCCCACUGGACUAGGUGCUUUGCUGGUAAAACGGUCAAGCAGCUACUUACUUUCUGAAAAAAAAUAUUUUGGGGGUGGGACUGUUCUGAUGGCAAUGAGUGGAGUCAGAAAUCACGUACUACGACCAAGCCUUCAUGAGAGGUUUGAGGAUGGAACCAUUUCAUUUCUGUCAAUAAUAGCCAUUGGCCAUGGAUUAGAUACCCUUACAAGAUUGAUGGGGUCCAUGGAUAAUGUGAGGCGCCACUCAUUUUCUCUCGCUAGACGUGCUCAUCACAGUUUAAAAAAUUUAAGCCACUACAAUAAUAAGCCAGUAGCAAUACUGUACUGUGAUAAUGACUUUGAAGACCCUGACACUCAAGGGGCCAUUGUGAAUUUCAAUUUGUUACGACCAGAUGGGAGCUAUGUUGGAUACAGCAAGGUUAUGAAUAUGGCCAAUAGUCACAAAAUACAACUACGUACUGGUUGCUUUUGUAAUCCAGGGGCAUGUCAGCGACACCUUGGUUUGACUGAAAAUGAACUUAAAUCCCAUUUUGAGGCAGGUCAUGUAUGUGGGGACCGAAAUGAUAUCAUAAAUGGAGUCCCAACGGGUACUGUACGUAUAUCUUUUGGAUACAUGUCUACAGAGGAGGAUGUGACUGCCCUCCUUAACAUGAUCUACCAGUGUUUUGUGGAACAUGAAGCCCCAUCUAAAGAAAAUGAUGCUCAAGAUGUGUGGCAUGAUGCCGCUGAUGAUGUGGGGUAUUUGCACUGCCAUGAUUCCUCAGUUGAUCUUGGUCCAGUUGAAUUAUCCCAGGUUGUGCUGUAUCCAAUCAAGUCUUGUGGAGGCUUUAAACCUAGUUCUGCCUGGCCCAUUGGGUCCCGAGGUUUAAUUUAUGACAGAACAUGGAUGAUUGUAUCUGCUUCUGGGACAGCUUUGACUCAGUCUUUGGAGCCCCGUUUAGCCCUUGUCAACCCACAUAUUGAUUUAACUAAUAAAAUGCUGCACCUUAGAUUUUUGAGACAGUCUGAUAUGGUGUCAGUUCCAUUGGAUGAGGCAAUAGAAGCAAAUGACAAAGAAACAAGAAGCUCUCUGUGUCAAAGUAAAGUGUGUGGUGACCGCAUCAAAGGAAUUGACUGUGGAGAUCAAGUAGCAUCAUGGCUGUCAGCAAACCUAGGGCGCCAUGGUAUCAGAUUGGUUCGUCAGCUCAAUGAAGAUGGACGAUCCGGGAAAGAUGCUAAGAAGUCUCUUGCCUUGGCAAACAAAGCUCAGUUUUUGAUGAUCAGUGAAGAAAGUGUAUCAUGGUUGGGAGAUCAGAUUGAUUCUAAAGAAUGUGACAAGACAGGUCUUGUGAACCGUUUUCGAGCCAACCUAGUCUUGAAAGGUUUGAAGACACCUUUUGAAGAAAUGGAUUGGCUUGAAAUAAAAAUUGGUUCACAAAAAUUUACGGUGGAUGGACCCUGUACAAGAUGUGGAGUGGUAUGUGUAGACCAAGCUACAGGUGAAAGAACUAAUGAGCCUUUAAGGACUCUUUCUAAAAUAAAUCGGAAUAAUGUUCACUUUGGAGUAUAUCUUAGCCACCAAUGUGAUGCAGAUGAUGAUGGUAUUGGACUAAUAUCAUGUGGCAAUUUAGUGACAGUUCUUAAAAGUAAAUGUACAAAAACAUCAGGGUGACUUAAAAAAUCAUUAAAUAAUCUAUUCACCAGGCA
This is a messenger RNA of Thrips palmi, 2746 nucleotides long. It is a transcript of the gene mal, whose product is annotated as molybdenum cofactor sulfurase 3. The transcript has 12 exons. The coding region runs from base 360 to 2711 and encodes 783 amino acids. NCBI's taxonomy places the organism in Eukaryota, Metazoa, Arthropoda, Insecta, Thysanoptera, Thripidae. Gene Ontology annotation, biological process: Mo-molybdopterin cofactor biosynthetic process. The record is from RefSeq and is a predicted model, not a curated record. Gene Ontology annotation, molecular function: molybdenum ion binding; molybdenum cofactor sulfurtransferase activity; pyridoxal phosphate binding.